This is a messenger RNA of Cynoglossus semilaevis (tongue sole), 2051 nucleotides long. It is a transcript of the gene zdhhc7, whose product is annotated as zDHHC palmitoyltransferase 7. The transcript is spliced from 6 exons. The record is from RefSeq and is a predicted model, not a curated record. Lineage: Eukaryota; Metazoa; Chordata; Actinopteri; Pleuronectiformes; Cynoglossidae. Bases 230 to 1195 code for a protein of 321 amino acids. Gene Ontology annotation, molecular function: palmitoyltransferase activity.
GUUCCUCUGGUCUGCUGUUGACGUCACACUGUCCAUUCUGAUCAGUCUUGAUCCCUGCCUCCUCUAGUUCAGCCCCCUGUCUUUUGGACAGAGUUACUGCCUCAACACUUUUUUACACUAUUUUACAGACCUUCCCUUUUAUCGUUGCUGCCCCACAUCAUCCUCAUCACUCCUUACCUUCCUGUCACCUCCAUCACACUCACCUCCGUUCUCUUUUCUUUUCUAGAGCAUGAUGCAGUCUUCAAACCACCGACUGCGAGACAUGGAGCAGCACCACCCGCUGCUGUCCUCAGGUACAGAUGUGGAGUCAGGGAGCCUGGCGGCCGGAGUGAUUGUUGGGCCACAUCACGGGGGCCACGGCGCAGGGAACCGCCCCAUGUGGUUCAUUCAGGACAGCUGUGGUAUGGUGUGUGCCACCAUGACCUGGUUCCUGGUGCUGUACGCCGAGUUUGUGGUCAACUUUGUCAUGCUCCUGCCCGCGAAAAACUUCUGGUACACGCUCCUGAACGGGGCCUUCUUCAACUCGCUGGCCGUGCUCGCGCUGGCCUCACAUCUGCGGACCAUGCUGACGGACCCGGGGGCAGUGCCCAAGGGCAACGCCACCAAGGAGUACAUGGAGAGUUUGCAGCUGAAGCCCGGUGAGGUCAUCUACAAGUGUCCGAAGUGCUGCAGCAUCAAGCCAGAGAGGGCGCAUCACUGCAGUAUUUGUAAAAGAUGCAUCAAGAAGAUGGAUCACCACUGUCCCUGGGUCAAUAACUGUGUGGGAGAAAAGAAUCAGAGAUUUUUCGUUCUAUUCACAAUGUACAUAGCCCUGAUUUCUGCUCACGCCCUGGGCCUCAGUGGAAUUCACUUCUUCAGCUGCAUCAAAGUACAGUGGAAUGAGUGCAGCGAGUUCUCUCCAGGGGUUUCUGUGUUGCUCCUCAUCUUCCUCUGCCUGGAGGCCAUCCUCUUCCUCACUUUCACCGCCGUCAUGUUCGGUACACAGAUCCACUCAAUCUGCAACGACGAGACGGAGAUCGAACGUCUUAAAAACGAGAAGCCCACGUGGGAACGCCACGUACGAUGGGAUGGAAUGAAAGCUGUGUUCGGGGGUCCGCCCUCGUUGCUGUGGUGUAAUCCCUUCACUGGUCUACGUCUGCGGCGCGUGCUACUGCUGACCCAAGGCCGCCGCGGUGGAUCAGAGUUCUCCGUCUGAUGAGAACGGAUCUAUUGAACUCAUCUGAAGCCAGAUUUGUUUUCUUCUUGGACGUGCAUUAGAUGGACCACUCCUCCCUGAGUCUGUGACGGGGGGGUUGGGGGGGUGGAGAGACUGGCUGGAACCCAGGGGGCUCAUCAACUACCAGAGGAUGGGAUGUAAACUUAUCACCUUCAGUCUGCACAAAUGUCCUGGACAACUGGGAUGUUGUUGUUGUUUUCUAACAUGAGCAGAUUCCCAAGUGUUUUUUGGAGUAAAGCAUGCAGUAUCUAAAACACAGCGUCAUUCUUUCAUGUACCCGUUCAAGGUGCUGCUUGAACUCAAGGGAGGUCGAGCGCCGCACCAUCAGUUCUUCAGACGAUCGAUUAUUCCACGACGCACAGGAGGAGGUCAAACGUUAAAAUUAACACGUCUUUUUAUGGUCAGCGUCUCUUAAAGGAUAAAUGUUCCAAACUUGUGCCACUUUCAAACGAGGAAAACAUGUCUCACAGGACGCUGGAUACAACGGCAGGAUCCAGAAUUGUCACGGACCACAGAAAUGAUACCUGAAAUUUGCAUGUUUGACAGCUCAGUCUGUCAGAUCCCCGGGCCGCAAACGGCUGCAAACACGGACCGAGCGACUUUUCGUAUCAGUCCAUCUCCUCCGUCGUGGUUUUUUUCCCGCCUCAAAUGACAAUUGUUUUUGGGUUUUUUUAAAUUUUACUCAAGCCAGUAUGCAUUUAUCGCCCUUUUACGAAAACCUGCUGAAUAUUGUGUAAGUUUCAUUAUAGUGACCAGUCAUCUGUUGACUAUUCUAGAGGAAGAAUGAACCUUUUCUAUGUCACGUUGUACAGGUGACCAUUUUGCUACCCCCAUA